Ostertagia ostertagi is the source of this 1647-nucleotide messenger RNA. NCBI's taxonomy places the organism in Eukaryota, Metazoa, Nematoda, Chromadorea, Rhabditida, Trichostrongylidae. The record is from the annotation of a GenBank genome assembly.
AUGUUGUUUCACCGAGCAUGGAAUUUGGACUAUUCCGAAGCACAACAUCGAGAUAUGAUGACCGGGAAGCAUAUUGUGCGAGAUGUUAUGUGCAGAGUUUGUCAUAAAAAAGUAGGAUGGAUGUAUGAAUUCGCUAUGGAGGAGUCGCAGCGUUAUAAAGAAGCUCGUGUUAUUCUUGAAAAGGCUCUUAUCGACGAAGAAGAUGGCUUCCCGGAUCCGGCAGGAGCACUCGAAACACAUGAACAACCUCCUUCAUAUUUGUGUGCUUUAAUAAAAAUUCUGCUAUAUGUUUCCUUUAAUGAUAUUGGCUUUUUACCAUGCUGUAUACGUAAUGGUUUGUGUAUUCGAAUGAUUUUACAAAUGGCUUUUACAUUAUAUGUGUUCUAUUAUAAUUGUCAGAUGCCACGAAUGUUCUUCGAGCAUUGGGGUGGACGAAGGACGUUCUCCUGUGAGAAGUGCGGAACUUAUCUCUCGAAUAGACAGGAAGUCGUAUCUACUCGAUUUAGUGGAAGUACUGGUAGAGCGUUUUUAUUCCGUCGAGUUGCCAAUACUCGGCAAGGAAAUCCGGUUGUACGCAAGCUGACCACCGGAAAUCAUUUGGUCCGUGAUGUGUUCUGUCUUUGCUGUGGUACUAAAUUGGGUUGGUUGUACGAAUUCACGUGCGAAGUUGCUGAGCGAUAUAAAGAAGUGGUGAAGGUGGCUCAUACACAAGAAGGCGAUGUGGAAACAGGAGAAGAGAUGCGCGCAAUGAGGUUUUGUUUAGAAUUUUCUCGGAGAGGAUCUGUCUCGCCUGGAGCCAAUUCUGGUGAUGAAUAUGAUGUUGGGUUCAGGGACGAUGCGUUGGAGGCGGAUUUCGCUCGUUUAUUGAAAAGAACUCGAGGUUUCGAUAUAAAAGUUGUCCGAGGCGAUGGGUCAUGUAUGUUCAGAGCUGUGGCGGACCAGCUGUACGCAGACCAGGAUAUGCAUGGUGAAGUGAGGCGGCUCUGCAUGGACUACAUGGCACGUUUCUCUGAGAGGAAUCGAGAUCACUUUGCUCCCUUUGUUGCCGAAAACUUCUCGUCUUACGUUGCGCGAAAGCGGCAGCCUGGUCAGCAUGGGAAUCACGUGGAGCUUCAGGCAAUCUCUGAAAUGUUUGCGCGUCCUAUUGAAAUCUACGAGUACAGUGAGAAUCCAAGGAAUGUAUUCUACCCGACAAUAAGGUCGCUUGAUGUCAACGUACCCAUUCGUCUCAGCUAUCACGGUUCGUCGCACUACAACUCAGUGGUUGAUCCAUUCGCUCCCACUGCCGGAAUUGGGUUGGGUCUUCCAGACCUUUACCCACGUGGCGCUAACAAUCUCAGAGAAGCAGUGAAGGAGAGCGAAGACAGAAGUGUAGAGCAAGCCAUACUCGAAAGUCAACUUGCUUUGACGGACAUUGAACGGACUGAAAGAGAAAUAAACGAACAGAUCGCACGCGACUCAUACAUGGAAUACUUACGAAUGCUGAUGGAUUCUGGUAAUCCUGCUCCUGGACCCAAUACUAGUAAGAGAGAACAUUUGCGACAUACCAAGGGAAGCUCAGAAGUGCAAGGAGGCACGGAACGACGUCAGCCAAAAUCUACCCUUUAUGAGGAACUGCUGGCAUUGGAUAGAUAUUGUCCUCUCUGA